GGUCAGACGAAUUCAAGGAUGUUCUAAGCAGGGCUGUGAGCAAUGGGACUGAGGUCAGGUUCGAGGUCAUCGAGAAGGGAAAGUGGGGGUUUCCUGAGGGGAUGAAUGAGAAGGAAAAGACAAAGGCCAGAUCGCAGAUGAAGGAGCAGGGUGAGCGAGGUGUGGGCUAUGGUGACAUGGAGAGUUAUCAUCACAUGUGUCGAUUUUACUCUGGCGAGUUCUACAAUCUCGAAGCCCUGAGGCCGUACAAGUGGUACUGGCGCCUCGAGCCAAGUGUGCGCUACAGCUGUGCCCUCACAUACGACCCUUUUGUGGAGAUGGCUCGCCACAACAAGGUUUACGGCUGGACGAUAGCGCUCUGGGAGGUUGGUGACACCUGCCCGUCCCUAUUCAAGACCACCGACGACUACCGAAUCGAAAAGGGUAUUCCCCGGACGCCCACCUGGAACGCCUUGUUACAAGUGAUGUGGUUCCCCGCGCCCGUCCGUUGGUUUCUCGGGUUGUUUCGGGUACGGGAGCACGACAACUCCGGCAACAAGUGGAACAUGUGCCACUACUGGAGCAACUUUGAGAUCGCCAAUCUGGACUUCUUCCGCGGCCGCGAGUACCAGGAUUACUUCCGCUACCUGGACAGCAAAGGUGGCUUCUACUCGGAGCGCUGGGGCGAUGCGCCGGUGCACACGCUCGCCGUGCACAUGCUUCUCCCGCCCGAGAAGAUUCAUCACUUUUCGGAUAUUGGCUACGAGCAUGACACGCUGUGGCAGUGUCCGGGAAAUGCACCCAUGGACCAGCAACUUCUCGGUAACAAGGCGCUGCGUGACAUGGGCAGGAUGACACUGCCGUCGGAGGGAGGGACGGGCUGCAGGUGCAAGUGCCAGGAGAAUAAGAGGAGGAGGAAUAUCAAUAGUCAGUGCACGAGCGAGCUGACGAGGCCAGUGGCGUUUCAUAGGCCGAGCUGGUGGGAGAGGCAUAAUGGAGUUUAUCACUAUGCUGUAAAUAACCCGAAUAAUCCGAGGAAGUGAGUGAGGUUUUGGGAGAUGGAGACAACGGGUUAGAAUUCCACGCUAGUCGCUCUCAGUUUUCUACAAACUUCAUGUUUCCAUUACAACACAGGAAGCGCUUUUACCCUUUCUGAAGCCUCACUCGAUAGACAGCCCACGAUUCAUAAUCGGCAAAGUCAUCACAAAAG
Neurospora tetrasperma FGSC 2508 is the source of this 1189-nucleotide messenger RNA. RefSeq lists its product as uncharacterized. The transcript is spliced from 2 exons. NCBI's taxonomy places the organism in Eukaryota, Fungi, Ascomycota, Sordariomycetes, Sordariales, Sordariaceae. Gene Ontology annotation, cellular component: Golgi apparatus; membrane. The coding region runs from base 102 to 1022 and encodes 306 amino acids. Gene Ontology annotation, biological process: cell wall mannoprotein biosynthetic process; protein N-linked glycosylation. Gene Ontology annotation, molecular function: alpha-1,2-mannosyltransferase activity. The record is from RefSeq and is a predicted model, not a curated record.